Nicrophorus vespilloides is the source of this 572-nucleotide messenger RNA. RefSeq names its product ovomucoid-like. The record is from RefSeq and is a predicted model, not a curated record. Lineage: Eukaryota; Metazoa; Arthropoda; Insecta; Coleoptera; Silphidae. The coding region runs from base 19 to 510 and encodes 163 amino acids. Gene Ontology annotation, molecular function: protein binding. The transcript has a single exon.
UAAAUUUACUCAAGCAUCAUGAAGACCAUCGCAGUUCUCCUCUCCGUCGUCGCCGCUGCUGUGGCCCUUGAGCCUUGCGUCUGUACCUUCGACUACAGGCCAGUCUGUGGAUCUGAUGGUCGUACCUAUGGAAACUUGUGCGGCUUGAAGUGCGAACAGCGCACAGAUGCCACUCUGACUUUGGCCUACCAUGGAGAAUGCAAAGCUGUAGUCGAAAAGAGAUCCGAAGAGCUGUGCGUUUGUACCGAUGAUCUCCGUCCAGUUUGCGGAACCGACGCAGUCACUUACGAUAACCAGUGCCUGUUGGGAUGCGCUCGUCGCAACGACGCCUCCGUAUUUGUGCUUUACGAAGGUGCUUGCAAGAAGUUCCAAAAGCCAGUGUACAUUUGCACUUUGGAGUACUUCCCAAUCUGUGGCUCCGACGGACAUACCUAUGGCAACAAAUGCGACUUCGAUUUCAACAGACGCACCAAAGCCAACCUCCACUUCGUCAAAUACGGAGAAUGUUAAACUGUUUAUCCCAAAUGUAAUUUUAACCUGAAUAAAAUAAAAUCUAAAUAUUGCAUAUUAAA